AUGGCGCCGUUACCGUCUUCGCUAAUGCAUGCGUUGUUUAAGGCGGAUGAAAACGGUCUAUUCGCUAAUCACCUGACAGAAGAAAUCGAUCGCUGUCACCGACAAAUGGAAGCACUCCGCAACGAGAUCGCUUUCGCUAACCGCUGCGUCAACGACCUCGAAGUAAACAUGAUGAUUAACGGUUCGGCAACCGAAAGCGACAUGGAAUCUCAGGGCGCAGGGCAGCUGUCGUCAUGCUACUAUGUCCUCAGCUGUCAGAAGGCGAGAAGCAGGUUCUAUUCGCCAACUUCUCACAGCCUGCUUCAGUUCCCCUAUAGCUUGCGCGGCCCUUGGUAA
Molecule: messenger RNA, 336 nt
Organism: Soboliphyme baturini
Lineage: Eukaryota; Metazoa; Nematoda; Enoplea; Dioctophymatida; Soboliphymatidae
Source: the annotation of a GenBank genome assembly